This is a messenger RNA of Pomacea canaliculata, 3494 nucleotides long. Its product is annotated as dnaJ homolog subfamily C member 3-like. Bases 32 to 1612 code for a protein of 526 amino acids. Gene Ontology annotation, molecular function: misfolded protein binding; protein-folding chaperone binding. Gene Ontology annotation, biological process: protein folding in endoplasmic reticulum. The record is from RefSeq and is a predicted model, not a curated record. The transcript is spliced from 11 exons. Gene Ontology annotation, cellular component: endoplasmic reticulum. Lineage: Eukaryota; Metazoa; Mollusca; Gastropoda; Architaenioglossa; Ampullariidae.
ACAACUUUAGCCAAUCUAUUAUGACCACGAUAUGGUGGUGUUGCAGGUGUGCAAAGGAAAGGAUACGACUUCAUUUGUAAGCAAUGUGCUGACGGUAAAACUUGAAAGCAUGAGAUUAUCAUUCACAGCUGACUGGAGCCAAGCCAUGCGGUCCUUAUGGCUAUUUUUACUGACUUUGGACAUCUACUGUUUUGAUGCUGGGGUUGGAGCAGACCAGAGUGAAGUUGAGCAGCAUCUAGAAAUGGGAAAAAAAUUGCUUGCAGCUGGACAGCUGGCAGAUGCCCUUUCUCAUUACCAUGCUGCAGUAGAUGGUGAUCCCAAGAACUAUCUGACCUACUUUAAAAGAGCUACAGUAUACUUAGCACUGGGCAAGCCUCGGUCAGCCCUUCCUGAUCUAAAUAAAGUAUUGGAGCUUCGUCCAGAAUUCACUGCUGCUCGUGUGCAGAGGGGCAAUAUACUGCUGAAACAGGGAAACCUUAAAGAAGCACUAGAAGACUUUCAGGAAGCUGUGCGGCAAGAACCAGCAAAUGUGGAGGCACUGGAGAAAUCCAAUUUAAUCUAUCCACUUCAGCAAGAGAUUGACAAUGCCAAACUCUUGUUUAGAUCAGGCCAUUAUGGAGAGGUCAUCGAAAUAUUAGGACGUGUUGUCGAGUAUUGUCCAUGGGCUUCAGAACUACGAGAGAUGCGAGCAGACAGCUAUAUUGCAGUAGGAGAGCUCUUUAAAGCAACAGGAGAGCUGAGAACAACAGUCAAACUUAUACCAGACAAUACAAAAGGAUAUCUGCGGCUAAGUCUCCUCCACUACCAAAUGGGAGAAGAAGAAGAUUCUCUCUUACAGAUCCGUGAGUGCCUUAAACUGGAUCCAGACCAUAAGGAAUGUUUUGCCCAUUAUAAAAAAGUGAAAAAGUUGGCGAAACAGUUGUCUUUAGCCAACGAAAUGCGAAAUAAUGGACAGUAUGAAGAAUGUGUGGAGAAGAGUCAACAGAUCCUCCAAACAGAAUCAAACAUAGAUUCUUAUAGUCUCAGAGCUUUAUCCUUCAUGUGUCAUUGCUACUCAAAGCUGGGCAGUGUAAAAGAGGCAUUAAAUGCUUGCAACAAUGUUCUACAACGAGAUUCAGAAAAUCUUGAUGCUUUAAUAGACAGAGCAGAAGCACAUAUAGCAGAUGAAGAUUAUGAUAAAGCUUUAAGUGACUAUCAGAGAGCCAACGAAAUUGAUCCAGAUUCCAGAAGAGUUCGGGAAGGCCUCAGCAAGGUACAGAAACUACAGAAACAAGCAAAGAAGAGAGAUUACUACAAGAUUUUAGGUGUCAAAAGGACAGCAAGAAAAAAAGAAAUAUUAAAGGCCUACCGUAAGUUGGCUGUUUUGUGGCAUCCAGAUAAGCAUGAGGGAGAUGAUAAAGAAAAGGCUCAAAAAAUGUUUAUGGACAUUGCAGCAGCCAAGGAGGUUCUUACAGAUCCAGAGAUGCGCAAGCGGUAUGACAUGGGAGAAGAUCCCUUAGAUCCAGAACAGCAGCAGGGUGGAGGUGGACCUCAUGGCCAUCCGUUCUUCUUCCAGGGAUUUAAUCCAUUUGGUUCAGGCGGUGGAUUUAACUUCAAAUUUAACUUCAACUAAUUAAAAUGGCAUGAAUCCUGUUACUUCAUGACUAAGAACAUCUGUAGUAGUAUUUAUUUAUAGGCACAAUUAUUUCAGCAAGUGAACUACUCGCUGUGAUCUGGCCUUAGCUGCUGGCACUGCUUAAAACUCAACUAACCAACUAGUAAGUGAACUAGACUGAAAGCAUUUGUGUUAGAUAUUUACUUUUUUCCUUUAGUUUAAUCUACACAUUUAAUAGCAAAGUGCUUCUAUAAAUGAAUUUUAUUAUGUCACAUGUGAGUGAGCCUCUUGUGUAUAUUACAUCAAUCCUUCACCAUAAUUCUUCCAUGUGGAUAUUGUAAAGUUCUUUACAUAAAAGCAAUCUGAUUUUUAAACAUUAUUAGGCCCACAUUUUUUAUUAAGUAAAAUAGUAAGGAAAUGAUAUUUCUGUCAGCUUUAAAUCUUCACACCAUUUUUUUUUUUCUAGUAUAUGUUGCUGUCAGAGUCAGUACUUUUCUAGAUUUGAGUUCUCUCUUGUAAGCAGAAAUGAAAAGUCGUACUGAGUGAAAUGAUUAUGGAUUGCAAGUUGAUUGUAAAAUGCAGAUUUGGAUUUUAAUAUCAAAAUUCAGGACUCCUAUUUAAUGUUUUGAACCCAAGGAAUUCAGUGCUUAUGCGCAGGGGUGUCAAACACCUGGUCCACCAUGAAAUUUUACCUGGCCCGCGAAAGAAUUUUAGUUAACCAUUGUUAAUGGCCUGGCGACAAUUAGAAGGCAAACAACAGAAAAGUUCACGUCGAGCACAGCAAGCAAUGGGAUGAGUUUAUUAAAGUUUGUAUAGACCACCAACAGCGCACUGGUCAAGUUACCACCGCUCCUGUUACUGACCUGAAGGGAUGGGAUAAACUUGUUGCAUUUACAACAGAUGGAGCGCCAGCGAUGUGCGGCCCACAUAGUGGACUAGUUGCAAGGAUGCGGUCACAUAUCCAAGAAAAUUGUAAUGGGGAGUUGAUAGCAUAUCUCUGCAUAAUGCACCAAGAAUCGUUGUGUGCUCAAGUCCUCAACAUGGAGCAUGUAAUGAGCACUGUAACACAAACUGUCAACUUCAUCAGAGCCAAAGGGUUCAAUCCCUUCCUGGUUCAGUCCUUUGUGCAGGAAAUAGAUUCACAGUGGGGCGGCAGGUAGUAUCACACAGAAGUCCGGUAGCUAAGUCGGGUCAAAGUUCUCACUCGAGUUUUUCAGCUGAUUGGGGAAAUCUGUCAGUUCAUGGACAGCAGAGGAAAAGACUCCACUGUCUUGCAGGAUGAAAAGUGGAAAUGUAAGUUGGCAUUUCUGUGUGACAUAACCACUCAUCUCAGCACCUUGAACCUGCAGCUCCAAGGACUGGGCCACUUGAUAACGGACAUGCAUGAUGCAGUGAAGGCAUUUCAAAUGAUGUUGUUCUUAUGGGAAACACAAAUGAACCAAAUCAACUUGUUUCACUUUCCUUGCUGCAAAACAGUGAUGGACAAAGUCAGCGCCAAGUGUUCCCAAAUGCACAUUUCCUGAAAAACUGAACUCACUUCGUGCUGAGUUUAAACGCAGUUUCAGUGACUUUGAGGAGCAGAAAAACAAUUUCCAACUCUUUCACAACCCAUUUUCCAUCGACGUGGAAACUGUACCAAUGCAUUUGCAGAUGGUACUCCUAGAACUGCAGUGUAAUGAGUCACUGAAGGCAAAGUAAGACUGUGUGGGGCCUGCACAGUUCACUCAUUCCCUCCCACAAACGAUGCCCCAGCUUCGUCUACAUGUGGCUCGACUCUUGAGCAUGUUUGGCAGCACAUAUUUGUGUGAGCAACUUUCUCUGUGAUGAAGAUCAACAAAACAUCACACAGGAGUUGUCUUACUGAUGUACACUUGCAGUCCAUCCUGAGAAUCUCCACAAC